This is a messenger RNA of Orcinus orca (killer whale), 3840 nucleotides long. RefSeq names its product keratin-associated protein 10-3-like. The record is from RefSeq and is a predicted model, not a curated record. Lineage: Eukaryota; Metazoa; Chordata; Mammalia; Artiodactyla; Delphinidae.
GGCUACUCUUGCAGAGGCCUACAGCUGAGCACAUCACCAAGGGCCCUGCCCUUGCCCCUCAGAGACUUGGAAGAGUACAGUGGCUGAAGAGUGAGGACACGAGGGACCACGGCCAGAUGUCACCAGGUCCCAGGUGCAGACCGAGCACUGGGGCACGGGCUGCUACACACGGUGCAGGUGUCUGUGGACGAGGCUCCAUGGACAACAAGGCUCUGCUACUGAACGUAUAUUAUGACAGAGACUCCAGGAACUGACAACAGAGGGUCAGGUCACAGCCACCACAUCCUUCUGCCUGUGAGGGGGAGUGCUUGGGGGAGGAGAUCUUGUCCUAAUUUGCACCCAGGGGCUGUAGGAACCCCUGAUGCUGUCUGGAGCCCCUGAUAUUGUAGAAUAGGAGGAAGGUGUGAGCAUUAAGACUCUGUCAGGAGAGGUUCUAUAGACCUUCAAGCCACAAUGAAGCGAAAGGCAUUUGCCCCCACGGUCAUUCUCUUUGCGCUAGCCUGCGUCUGCAUCCCUGCCCCUCUCUGUGAGCCAGUCUCUGCCCCAGGAGGACACCUGUCCUCACAGCUGCCCCAGGGCUCACUCCUAGUGGACACAGGCCCCCUCACCUCCCUCCACAAUCAGCAGCAUCUGCUCACCAAGUGCAUCCCACCCUGCGGCCAGGCCAGUGGGGCAUGGCCAGACCUGUCCACACCUGAAAACACCUCCCUCGCCUCAAAGCCCAGAUUCUGGGAUUGUUCCUGCUUGUCCCUUCCUUUGGAGCAGGAGUUCUGUUUACAAGAGCAGCCCCUGCCCCCAGUGGAGCAGAGGGCUGUCACUAACGAGAGUCACCUGACCGCUACUGUCCCUGCAGAAACAUCAAAAAGAUUCCUACCGUCUAUCCUCUGGAGACAGACACAGGUCCGGAGAGCCCCACCUCCCCUCAGGAGCCUCACCAGCCAAAGGCAUUUACAGAACAGAGCAGGACACUAACAAGGAAGGAAAGGCAUUUACAGACAGCUGCCAGAACAGAGCAGGACACUAACAAGGAAGGAAAGAACAGACAGCUGCCAAACAGAGCAGGACACUAACACAGAAGGAAAGGCAUUUACAGACAGCUGCCAGAACAGGGCAGGACACUAACAAGGAAGGAAAGGCUUCACCAAGUUGCUGCCAUGCCAACACACAACACAGAGGACGGCUAUAAAGCUGGACAGCCCUGAGCACCACACACACACACACACACACACACACACACACACACACUCUCUCUCUCUCUCUCUCUCUCUCUCUCUCUCUCUCACCCUCCUCCAGCCACCGCCCCCACCAUGGCCAUGUCCACCCUGUCCGUCUGCUCCAGCGCCCUGAGCUACGAGCGGCUCUGCCUGCCUGGUCCCUGUGACUCCUGCACCGGCUCCUGCUGGCAGGUGGACGACUGCCCAGAGAGCUGCUGCGAGCCCCUCUGCCACGCCCCCAGCGGCUGCACCCCGGCCCCCUGCCUGAACCUCGUCUGCACCCCAGUGAGCUGCGUGUCCAGCCCUUUCUGCCAACCAGCCUGCACCGGCCCCUGCAUGGCCUCAUGCCGCCAGCAGUCUAGCUGCCAGCCCCGCUGCACCUGCUCCCCCUGCCAGCAGGCCUGCCGUGUGCCCAUCUGCUGCAAGCCUGCGUGCUGCACACCUGUUUGCUGUAAGCCUGUCUGCUGCACACCUGUGUGCUGCGAGCCCGUGUGCUGUGAGGCCGCCCCCUGCUCAGCCCCCUCGUGCUGCCAGCCCACCCCCUACCCCUCGUCCUGCCGCAGACCCUCCUCCUCCGUGUACCUGCUCUGCCGUCCCGCGUGCUCCCGCGCUGCCUGCUGCAUCCCUGCCUCAGUCUGCUGCUGACUGGGCACAUUGCCAGCUACUCCUAGGGCCAACCCUGAAUUCCAUCUGAAACCUCUGCAGUGUUGAGCCCAGUCUGGGAUCUCCUUCUGCCCCAGAACCACCCAUUUCCACAGCCUGGGCUGAGUCCUCACUGCCCAGCUGGCUCCCUGGACUGGCUCCUGGCUUCCUCUAGACCCUAAGUCUCAGCAGCGUCCUCCUCUCCAUCCUUGUCAGAUCGUGGACUUUGUUCUGCCCAAUAUGAGGGGCUGGUCUGUUAACAAAUAAAGUCAUUGUCAGGCCCUCUCCGAGACCGAGUGCAUAUCUGUGCAAACCCUAGGGAAGAGCUUUGAUGUGGAGUGUGGCCUUGAGCUGCGUCCAGGGCAGUAGGACCAUUGGGCAGGGCCAGACAGGCCCUCCCACACUCUGCCUGGGCGUCCUGUGCUAGCAGUUCCCCUGCAGCCUCCAGCCCAGAGAUUCCUGCUCACCUGGAGACCCCUGCAGCCUCCACCAGUGAAGGACGGCAGCGGGCAGGUAACCAGGCCCUGGGUCUCACACCCUGGGGACUUGGAGCUUUACUAGAAACAGGGGACACUCCGUUUAAUAAAGCAUCUGCCUUGAAGGCAUAAAGCCCACUCCAGAACAGCUUCAGACAGGCUGGGGCCAGCUGCUCUCCAGCGCCCUGGGCACGAGGGUGAGUGCUUCUGUCUGUGAAGAGGCCAGGAGGGAGAGAGCCAUGUGCGGUGACGAUGGAGCCUGUGUUAGGGUUCUCCAGAGAAACAACCAAUGAGACGUGUGUGUACAUAUGCAGAGAGGUUUAUUUUGAGGAGCUGUCUCACGUGAUUGUGGAGACUGGCAAGUCCAGAAUCUGCAGGGCGGGCUUCCCAGGGAAGAGCUGGUGUUGCAGCUCGAGUGUAGAGAUGGUCUGCUGGUGGAGUCUCUUCCUCCUCUGGGGACCUCAGUCUUUUCUCAAGGCCUUCAACUGAUUGGGUGAGGCCCACCCAUGUUUUGGAGGGCAAUCUGCUUUCCUCAGAGUCCACUGAUUUCAAUAUUGCUCUCACCUAAGAAAUAAGUUUGUCAUGACAUCCAGACAUGUUUACCCAAACAACUGGGCACCACGACCUGGUCAAGUUGACACAUGAAACUCACCAUCACAGGGACCAACAGCCAAGGGGGAGGAGGGAUAUUUGGAAGUGGCAGGUGCUCACUGGGCGAUCCCCUCAGGAAUUCAAAUAUUAAGGCAGGUUUCCCUCUUGGGAAAUACAGCGAGGAGGGAGUCACCCUGGCCCUGCAGGGACGGUGCUGGGCAGGCAGUCACCUGGAGGACAUGGGUGUUCCCCAGCGAGAAGGGCCUUGGCCAGGGACCUCAAAUGUAACUGUUAACUAUUAUAAUAGCUCCAUUUAAAAGUGAAAAAAGAAACAGGUGAGAUUAAUUUAACAUAUUUUAUUUAACCCAAUAUAUCCAAAAAGUUACCAUUUCAAUACGUGUUACUAAAAGCUGCUUUUAAAAUGCUUAUAGAUUCACUAUUUGUUCAAUAUUUUUCUAAAGUGAUUUUUGGAAGGAAAAGAGAGGUCUAGGCAUUUUGUUCAAUCUUAGUUAAAAUUUAAAAGCCCAGUUAAUAUUCCUGUUUAAUGAUUUAACAUAUUUAAAAAAAAAUUUAUUUAUUUAUUUACUUUUGGCUGCUUUGGGUCUUCGUUGCUGCACGUGCGUUCUCUAGUUGCAGCGAGCAGGGGCUACUCUUCUUUGCGGUGCACAGGCUUCUCAUUGCGGUGGCUUCUCUUGUUGCAGAGCAUGGGCUCUAGGCGCGUGGGCUUCAGUAGUUGUGGCUCGUGGGCUCUAGAGCGCAGGCUCAGUAGUUGUGGUGCACGGAUUAGUUGACCCACAGCAUGUGGGAUCUCCCUGGACCAGGGCUUGAACCCGUGUCCCCUGCAUUGGUAGGUGGAUUCUUGACCACUGCGCCACCAGGGAAGUCCUGAUUUAACAAAUUUAUUGAGCACCUUCUAU